Messenger RNA from Plectropomus leopardus (leopard coralgrouper), 4768 nucleotides. Its product is annotated as dolichyl-diphosphooligosaccharide--protein glycosyltransferase subunit STT3B. Gene Ontology annotation, biological process: post-translational protein modification. Gene Ontology annotation, cellular component: membrane. The record is from RefSeq and is a predicted model, not a curated record. Gene Ontology annotation, molecular function: dolichyl-diphosphooligosaccharide-protein glycotransferase activity. Lineage: Eukaryota; Metazoa; Chordata; Actinopteri; Perciformes; Serranidae.
GUGACUGUUGCGGGCUCGGUAUGUGGCGCAUGAGUGUGCGUUUCGGGAUGUAACGGCUGCCUCUCGGUAGUAGCGAUACUGAAUCCAAAAACACACACACCCGGGGGACUCUGGAGGAAGAAAACGGACGAGGAGAGGGCUCAAACUAAGGGAGUGUACGCCAGCACGGAGCGGAGGGAGACACGGGGAGCGCGGCAGGAGGGACGCUCGAGCAAAUCUAACCGACACCGCGCGCAGAAAUGGCGGAGCACCACGCAGCCAGCGACGGCAAGCACAAAGCGUCCACCAACGCCGGGGGCUCGGUUCACGGGAACAACCGACCCGGCGCCGCGGGUGGAGGAGGGGGCAAAGGAGGCCUGUCUGGUGGACUGACACAGCCGGCAGGGUGGCAGUCGUUACUCUCGUUUAGCAUUCUCUUCCUGGCCUGCCUGGCCGGAUUCAGCUCCAGACUUUUCGCCGUGAUCCGGUUCGAGAGCAUCAUCCACGAGUUUGAUCCAUGGUUCAAUUACAGAUCUACGCACCAUCUCACCACAAAUGGCUUCUACGAAUUCCUCAACUGGUUUGAUGAAAGGGCCUGGUACCCCUUGGGCAGGAUCGUUGGUGGCACAGUAUACCCGGGCUUAAUGGUGACAGCCGGCCUCAUCCACUACGUGCUCAACCUGCUCCACAUCACCGUCCACAUCCGGGACGUGUGUGUCUUCCUGGCACCGGUGUUCAGCGGUCUGACAGCCAUCUCCACCUUCCUGCUGACGCGGGAGUUGUGGAACCAGGGCGCAGGGCUGCUGGCGGCCUGCUUCAUCGCCAUCGUCCCUGGCUACAUCUCCCGCUCCGUCGCAGGCUCUUUUGACAACGAAGGCAUCGCCAUCUUCGCCUUGCAAUUCACCUACUACCUCUGGGUGAAAUCCGUGAAGACGGGUUCGGUAUUCUGGACCAUCGGCUGUUGUCUCUCCUAUUUCUACAUGGUGUCAGCAUGGGGAGGUUACGUGUUUAUUAUCAACCUGAUACCUCUGCAUGUUUUUGUGCUGAUGCUGAUGCAGCGCUACAGCAGAAGAGUCUACAUCGCUUAUAGCACUUUCUACAUUGUGGGUCUCGUUCUGUCGAUGCAGAUCCCCUUUGUCGGCUUCCAGCCAAUCAGGACCAGCGAGCACAUGGCUGCUGCCGGUGUGUUUGCACUUCUCCAAGCCUAUGCCUUCCUGCAGUACCUGAAGGACAGGCUGACCAGACAGGAGUUCCAGACACUUUUCUUCCUCGGAGUCUCUCUGGCUGCCGGCGUGGUCUUCCUCACCGUGAUCUAUCUUACAUACACAGGAUACAUUGCUCCGUGGAGUGGUCGUUUCUACUCUCUCUGGGACACCGGCUACGCCAAGAUCCACAUCCCCAUCAUAGCGUCUGUGUCGGAGCACCAGCCGACGACGUGGGUCUCCUUCUUCUUUGACCUCCACAUCCUGGUCUGCACGUUCCCGGCAGGCCUCUGGUUCUGUAUCAAGAACAUCAACGAUGAACGAGUGUUUGUGGCCCUGUACGCCAUCAGCGCAGUCUAUUUUGCCGGCGUGAUGGUGCGUCUAAUGCUGACACUGACUCCGGUGGUGUGCAUGCUGUCUGCGGUGGCUUUCUCCAGCGUCUUUGAGCAUUACAUGGGAGAUGACACGAAGAGGGAGAAACCUCCUGCCGAGGACAGCAGCGACGAGGACGACAAGAGGAAUUCUGGGAAUCUGUAUGACAAGGCCGGUAAGGUGCGCAAACAUGUGUCAGAGCAGGAGAAGGCAGAGGAGGGUCUGGGUCCAAACAUCAAGUCCAUCGUCACCAUGCUCAUGUUGAUGCUGCUGAUGAUGUUCGCUGUCCACUGCACCUGGGUCACCAGCAACGCCUACUCCAGUCCCAGCGUGGUGCUGGCCUCAUACAACCAUGAUGGGACGAGAAACAUCCUGGAUGACUUCAGGGAGGCCUACUACUGGCUGCGACAGAACACGGACGAGCAUGCACGCGUCAUGUCGUGGUGGGACUACGGGUACCAGAUAGCCGGCAUGGCCAACCGGACCACGCUGGUCGACAAUAACACGUGGAACAACAGUCACAUAGCGCUGGUGGGGAAAGCCAUGUCGUCCAACGAGAGCGCGGCCUACAAAAUCAUGAGGUCGUUGGAUGUGGACUACGUGCUGAUUAUCUUCGGAGGCGUGAUCGGCUACUCUGGAGACGACAUAAACAAGUUCCUGUGGAUGGUGCGGAUAGCAGAGGGAGAGCACCCCAAGGACAUCAGGGAGAGCGACUACUUCACCCCUCAGGGAGAGUUCAGAGUGGACAAGGCCGGAUCACCGACUCUGCUCAACUGCCUCAUGUACAAGAUGUCCUAUUACCGAUUUGGCGAAAUGCAGCUGGACUUCCGGACGCCUCCUGGCUUCGACCGAACGCGCAACGCCGAGAUCGGCAACAAGGACAUCAAGUUCAAGCACCUGGAGGAGGCGUUCACCUCGGAGCACUGGCUGGUCCGGAUCUACAAGGUCAAGAACCUGGACAACAGGGAGCCGCUGGACCACAAGCUGCGCAGCGUCGUGCCCAAACAGAAGUACACCUCCAAAAAGACUGCCAAGAGGAAGCGAGGACACAUCAAGAACAAGCUCGUCCUGAGGAAAGGCAAGAAACUGCAAAAAAAAUAAUGGUGACGAUGAACUCUUCUAGGAAAACAAGCAAACAAACAACUGCGAAGAAACCUCCAACAACCAAUGAAGAAGAACACCGAGGCCCGAUUAUCUGGCACUCGGUCUCAAGCGCGUCUCAUUAAGAACGCCCCCGUGUGGCGAGGACGGUGAAGAAAUGUCAUAUCUGGCUGUCUCCAGAACUGUUGUCCGUUUAUCCUGAGGACCUUUUGUCUUGCUUUUUUUUUUUUUUUUUACUUGAAUGUGCGGCGAGGCAUAGGGCUGCUCUACUCGGUUUACUCGUUUUUUUUUUUUUUUUUUUUUUUUUGCGGUACGUUUAAUUAACUGCUUCUCAGUGCGGGGAUCGGGGGUGUGAGGAGGUGAAAGGGCGAGAUAGAGAGGAACAUUUUGCACCAAAGACCCAUCGACCUUGCUCCACGGCACAUGUGAACUCAUUACUGAGCGAGAGGGAAGCGCAGGAGUGAACGCUCGAGGACUUGUUCCUGACACGUGUACAGAGGACAGUAUGCGGUAUGGAGGAACGCCACCGUCUCGGCACAGCCCAUCUGUAAUAUUAACCCUUUUAUCAUCGUCCUCUCCGUUACGUUUGCCUGGCUCCCCGACCUUCUUUUUCGACAAAUUCUUUAGAGAAAAAAAUUGGCCUAAUGUGUAAAUAUAUAAUGUAAAGAAUAAUCUAAAAGGAUGAUAAUAUAUUGGAUUCUUGUGGUGAUUUUUAAAUAUGCAGUUGUCCGUUUUUCUCUUGAUUUCUUUAUGUGAUUGUUUUGUUAAUCUUUUUUUUUUGUAUGACAGCAAAUAGAUCAGUGAAUGCAAUAAUUCUUGUACAGAGGGGCUCGAGAUUUUGUUGGAAGAAUGAAUGUGAAUUUUUACAAUGCCCCCCCUCCUCCGCACCGCCCUUUUUUUCAUGAAUUGCAUAGAUUGUACAUUUCUGCUGCUAGGGUUUUAAAGACAGAGCGAGCACCUGUGUGUAAAAAGUAGUGAUAAUAAAUUAGGCCUCCCUCCCCGCAGAGGGGGCUCUCUAGUUUAGCGUGCAAAGCCGAGUGCCUCAUUGCUGGUCACCUUCGCCUCGAUAAAAUUUGUGACUGUCCGUUCUGUUAGCGUUUUUGUUUCAGCUCAUCACGUAUGAACGCGGCGGCGGCGGUGGGAUGGGUGCUUUGACCAGACUGAGGCGUUGAAAACUGGAAAUGUUGGAGAUGUCUGGAAACAGACGUGUGAACUGUGAAGGGGGAUGUUUGUACACGGGCACUGAAACUGAGAUGAGAGACGACUGAGGUCAGGAAAUGUCAAAACUUCUGACACCACGGUGGAAUAACGACCAUCUUUACGGUACUUUAGAGCUGCGUCCCAAUUCCUGCAACUCACACUGAAGAAUUACAGGGAAAGUUUAACCCGAAAUCAAAAAUACUAAUUUUUCAACAUAUCUGUAGUUCUUUUCAUAAUUAACCUUUCUGUCCAAAACAGGAAAAAAUGCACAUUCACAAAGUCCGAGCUGAGACAGAAGCUACAAUUUAGUUCGAAAUAGAAGAAAAACAAAUAUUCACAUUUGCAAAAAUACAACUAGUGAAUUUUUGUUUUUUCUUCUUUUAGAAAUCAAAAAAUUAAUCAAAUAUUAGAAUACCUGAUUGAUUUUAUCUUCCGUUGACGUGCUGAUCCUCGUGCUAAUAGUACGCAGUUGGGACGCAGCUCUAAUGAGCCGUAACCUUUGACCUCUUACUCUAUGGGCACUGCACUGUUCUUCGGGUGUCUGGCUUCUCCAGAUGUUCCAAACACUAAAGGUGUUUCUCUGUGUGCACGCUUCAGUAACUUUUUCAUUUUUUAUCGAAUAAGUGACACAUCAAAAGACUUUAACACGUCGCACAGCUCUCCUCGUUUUGUCACAUCUCACAGAAAAGUGACUUUUGUUGGUUUCACCUGUUAUUUUCUCCACACUUCUGUUUUUUUUAUUGUCUGAAUCGCUUUGUUCUCUUUGUUCUGAUCUUCUCUGAAUCUUGAACGUCACUAUUUCCGGCUUCACGCCUUCGACACGAUGCCACAUUGUUGCUCAGUCACACAAACGCCUAAAUCGGAGUCGCGUCCUUUUUGAUUUGUCAUUUAUCAAGAGAGGAGAGUUCAGACCA